Mycotypha africana is the source of this 1838-nucleotide messenger RNA. RefSeq names its product general substrate transporter. Lineage: Eukaryota; Fungi; Mucoromycota; Mucoromycetes; Mucorales; Mycotyphaceae. The transcript has 2 exons. The record is from RefSeq and is a predicted model, not a curated record. Gene Ontology annotation, biological process: transmembrane transport; carbohydrate transport. Bases 340 to 1647 code for a protein of 435 amino acids. Gene Ontology annotation, cellular component: membrane. Gene Ontology annotation, molecular function: carbohydrate:proton symporter activity.
CAAAAAUUAACUAAUUCUUUGAGUUACACACCAAGAUCUUGUUUUACUUUUUUAAUCCAAUCUAAAAAUGGCUGAAAAAGUGAUAAAAGAUGAUGAUGGACUAAUAGUUUUCAGUGGUGAUGAGGCACUGGAAACCAGAAGGCCAGUUCGUCGUAAUGGUCGUAAAUCACUUUACAUGGCUGCUGUUAUUGCUGCCGGUGGUGGUUUUGUUACAGGUCAGCAUGCAAUUCUGUUUAUGCUAUGAUACAAAAUGCUUAUCGUGCUCUAUGAACGCUAUCUAUUCGCGUUUCUUCUCUUUACCUUUCUUCAGGCUUUGAUACUGGUGCUGUCUCAGGCACGAUGAUUCUGCAGCCUUUCAUUGAUCGGUUUUUGAGUGUGGAUGGCACCUAUCGUGAAUCUUUGAUUACGGCUAUGAUGUUGCUUACUGCUACUAUUGCUGGUGUGUCCUCUGGUUAUAUUUGUGAUAGUAUUGGCCGUAAGAAUACAAUCCUCCUGGGUACAGUGCUUUUCGCUAUUGGUGCAUUGUUUGAAACGAUCGGUCAUAAUUUUGGCCUCUUCUUGACGGGUCGUCUUAUUGUGGGUUUUGGCGAAGGCUUUCUUUGCAAUGGUAUUCCACUUUAUCACAGUGAAAUAGCACCUCCAGAUAUCCGUGGUCGUUUGAUUACAUUGUAUAGUACGAUGUCUGCCUUUGGUACAAUUAUCGGUUAUUUUGUCAAUUUUGGAACUUCUUAUCUUACCAAUGAUUGGAGUUGGCGUACAUGCUUUUUGAUUCAGCUCUUUGCAUGCAUUUUGCUAUUGGGUGCUUACUGGCUACCAUAUUCUCCUCGUUGGCUUAUUGAUAAAGGUAGAAGAGAAGAAGCCUUGGAAGUUCUCGCCAAGCUUCAUGAAUCUUCCGUGGACGAUCCUGAAGUACGUAAUGAAUUCCUUUGCCUCUGUGAUGAAAUUGAGCAAGAACAUGCCUUUGGUGCCCGUUCCUUCAUUGAAUGUUUCCGUGGCACCAACCUGAAGCGCACGCUUUUCGCUCUUUUCAUCGGUUGGGGUGCUGCUUUCACCGGCACAUACUCCAUCAAUUACUAUGCCCCUCAAAUCUUCCUUCAAGCCGGUGUUGGCGGUGUAUCGCUUUCGUUAGCUACUACGGGGGCCAGUAAUAUUCUUACGCUGAUUGUAAGCGUUAUUACCCUGGGUAUUGUAGAUAGGUUGACCCGUCGCGGUAUCUUUGGAUCUGGUGCAGCCAUUUGUGGCGUCUCAAUGUACAUUGUUGCUGCCCUAUUCCAAGCCUAUUGUUAUACUGACGCAGAAGGAAAUGUUGGCUUGACGAACGCUGGCGCUCGCGGUGUAUGCAUUGCUUUAAUUUUCGUUUUCCAAGCGACCUACGCUUAUAGUUGGGGUCCCGUUGCCUUCAUUUACCCAGCAGAAAUUGCUAAUACCCGUACUCGUGCCAAAGUCUGUGCUUUGGCUUUUGGCGUCAACUGGGCCGUUGGUAUUUUCUUUACUUUUGUCACACCCAUUUUGAUGGACAGAACAAUCUACGGUGGUUACUACUUCUUUGCCGCUUGUUGUACCGUUCUUUUCAUCGGCAGUAUGUUCCUUCCUGAAACCAAGGGCAAGACGCUUGAAGAAAUCGAUCGCAUGUUCAACCCUGAAUAAUUUAUAUACGUAUACCAGAAGUAUAUCACUGCACUGCUCAUGUCACAUGCUUCAUGAUGAUCUGACUAACCCACUACACUCUGUUUUGUUAACUUAUUUACCUCUUUUUUUCAUCUACUUUCUACGUAAUAAAUCAACAUAGAUAUCCGCCCGGGCCGCUCGCCACCUCUGGUCUUAUUGCAAGCACUCGA